AUGUCUGCAUCAUUACCCAAGAUCAAUCUUAGAAAGUUUUGUGGCGCCAUCGAGAACACCGCGGCGCGGUUCGCGCAUACCGUGUUACUUCCAGAGUCACAAUCCGAAGACUUCGUAUGCCCUAGACCUGUAGUGGAAUCUCUCCAGGAGGUCACAUGGGCGGGAGAGAAGAUGCUUGAAGUGAAAUUCAAGCCGUUAUCGGUUCCAAAAGGACCACCCGGUUUCCGUGUCUGUUUUCCUAGCGGUCGGCCAUUUUUCAUGUCAGAAUUAUAUGCUGAUAUGUCAGAAACUGCGCAGGGAAUCGGUGUCCCGCAUCCAAGAGUGGUCAACUUAUUAGAGAUGGCCUCAAAUUCCCUGGGUCUUGGCACAGAGAUGAUAAUCUUGGAGAUGAUUAACGGGCAAUCGCUGGAUGUUCUGUGGCCGAUUCUUUCAGACGAACAACACGAGGCGAUUUGCGAGGAAAUCGUGAAGGUGCUAGUCAAGAUGUUCAACUUCCGCUCUGAAUAUAUUCACAGUCGAAGGACCCCCUUCCGAUUCGAAUAUCCUCCCUACAACGUACAUUACCCGGACCCAUUGCUUCUUACACCCGCGUUUGAUCAAGGACCCUUACUCUGGAUGGCACCCCAGCGUUACAAGGACACUGUGUUGGAGUACUUCUAUGCGCUGGCGCAGCGUGUUGAUCUUAUAUUCAGCAGACCAUCAGCCGGGGAUGAUGACGAAGGAACCGGCUGGCCUGGCAAGCCAGACCCCACCCUUGAUGAACGGCGACUUAUCCGUGAGACCUGGGCUCGCCUCAAGGCGCUGAUCCCUUACCACACCGGUGGAUUCUACGUGCCGGCCUCCCUGUCUCCCGAGGCGCACGAGCAUCUCAUGACAAUUCUGCAGAGCAAGACGUUCGGAUUAUGCCACAGCGACCUCUCGAUGUCGCGUAUCGUGGUGGAUAUGUCCGGCUCGAGGCCUAAGAUCUACAUUACGGGAUGGGAACACGUCUACUUCGCACCGCUGUGGUCUUGCGCACGUAUCCCGACCUGGAUGCAACCCAAAGCGCGACAGCGGACCCCGCUGCCCAUCACGGUGAAGCAGCAGGAGAAGAUGUCCCGGAUGCUGUACCGCCUGAUGAAGGCGGCCUCGCGCGACUGGGUGUUCGCGUACGCGUAUGGGGAGAUGGAGCGCUACUUCGAGCAGUGUCUCAAUGCCCACUGGAUGUGCCGCGACGGGCUGGAGAUGGCGCUCCGCCAUAUCAAGGCGCGAUGGGAGAAGGCGCGCCCGGACAUCCCUUUUCCUGUCACGCUCCCAGAUCACAUCGAGCACAUAGCUAUCCCCGACGACUUGGAUCCCCGGAGCACGCUAUUUGCCCCGCUUGUACCGGACGGCGGACCCCCGCUGUCUGACCUGGCCUUGCCUCUGCUGUUGCAACCCCCUGCUCCGGCCCCAGUCCGCUCGCCGCGUAACAUAUAUCCUCAAUAUCCGCUGUUAACUCGUGAGCAGGCGGAUCAAGCGUUGGCGUUGGGGAGGAUCGUCGGUGGACGAUCGCAUCCUCAGGUGGUGGCUAGCCAGCCCCCGCCUGACCCGGCGAGGUCUCUACUGCUGCAACCCCUAGCUCCAUGCCAAUAUCAGAUCCACGAGGCCGAUCAGCCGUACCGCUCAUACUACACUAUGCCGCCGCCUGGGAUGGUGGAGGCGGUGAUGAAAUUCGAGGAGUUUAUGAAGAGAGACGGGGAACAACGUCGUGCCGCUUAUCCCAAUGAACUUGCGCCGCCGCCUCUGCCAUCAUCAGGGGACUAUGAAAACUAG
This is a messenger RNA of Sparassis crispa, 1794 nucleotides long. RefSeq lists its product as hypothetical. Bases 1 to 1794 code for a protein of 597 amino acids. The transcript has 5 exons. The record is from RefSeq and is a predicted model, not a curated record. Lineage: Eukaryota; Fungi; Basidiomycota; Agaricomycetes; Polyporales; Sparassidaceae.